Diaporthe citri is the source of this 1479-nucleotide messenger RNA. RefSeq lists its product as uncharacterized. The record is from RefSeq and is a predicted model, not a curated record. Bases 1 to 1479 code for a protein of 492 amino acids. The transcript has 3 exons. NCBI's taxonomy places the organism in Eukaryota, Fungi, Ascomycota, Sordariomycetes, Diaporthales, Diaporthaceae. Gene Ontology annotation, biological process: ribose phosphate biosynthetic process. Gene Ontology annotation, molecular function: sedoheptulose-bisphosphatase activity.
AUGUCAACCCCACGCGUCUUCAUUGCCCGCCAUGGUGAGACCGAGUGGUCCCUGAGCGGGAAGCACACCGGCGUCACAGACAUCCCCCUCACCGCAGACGGCGAGAAGAGAGUCAGGGCCACCGGGAGGGCUCUCGUUGGCAACGACAGGCUCAUCGUGCCGAACAAGCUCACUCACAUUUUCGUCUCCCCGCGGAAGCGAGCCCAGCGGACCUUUGAGCUGCUCAACCUCGGCUUCAAGGACCUACCCUGGGACGCCCACGGCCCCGUCGGUGACGCCCCGGGCCUAGCCUGCAAUGCGCGCAUAGAAAUCACCGAGGACAUCCGCGAGUGGGACUACGGUGACUACGAGGGCAUCACCAGCAAACAGAUCCGCGAGCGGAGGAAGGAACAGGGCCUCGGCGAGAACUGGGACAUCUGGAGGGAUGGCUGCCCCGGCGGCGAGUCGCCCGAGCAGGUCACCCAGCGCCUGGACAGGCUGAUCGCCACCAUUCGCUCCGAGUACCAGGCGCCUUUCAUGCAGGAGGACCAUCCAAAGAAGGACAACUACUCCUCCAACGACGGUACGGGCGACGUGCUCGUCGUGGGCCACGGGCACAUCCUGCGCGCCUUCGCCAUGAGAUGGGUGGGGAAGACGCUUCAGGAGGGGCCGACCUUCCUGAUGGAGGCUGGCGGUGUGGGUACUCUUAGUUACGAGCACCACAGCGUCGACGAGCCGGCUAUACUGCUCGGCGGCGCCUUCCGGCCUUGGGCCGGCCUCCUUGAUGGCCAGCGCGAUGAUACAGACCCGGAAGGAGGCGGUGCCAAGCUCUGUGAUGCCGACGUCCCCGAAUCCACAGACUCAGAAGGAGGUGGUGCCAAGCUCUGUGAUGCCGACGUCCCCGAACCCGCAGACACCCAGAAGGUCUUGUCCGAGACCGCAAGGCAGGCCAAGUUGGAGGACCAGGCACGGCACCUGGUUACCACGGAGGCGAGGGCCAAUGCCACAUGGUACCGAUUUAUGGCCCCAAAAGUCCCAUGGAACGAAAUCCACGCCCUGAAAACCAGGGUCCGGGUGUUGAGCGAGUCGCUGGAGCGUCUCGGGCAGCGCGACUCAGCGGCUGGUGGUCCGCAAAGCGAGGUGACCACGGCCGACGAGGGUAAGGACACGCGGAAGACGGAGCAUGCACUGGCAUACCCACAUGACGGUCGCUUAAUGAAGGCCAAUCACCCCCUGAGCGACAAAUUCAAGGACCUCUUCACGCAACAUCUGGCAGCGGACGCUGGAACCCAGGACAGCUGCCCCGAAGGCGGUGGCAAGGCGGGAAUGUCGCCCCCGUCAGCACGACGGGCAAGCGACUCCGCGACGGCCGACGAGGCGGAAGGGAAGUUGGAUGGCAAGGCUGCGAAGAGGCCCGCGCCCUCCCCUGGCUUUGUCGGGGACACUCGCCCGACGGAGGAAGACCUCGAGGACUACCUUCGCAGAAAUGAUCUCCAAUAA